Messenger RNA from Cryptotermes secundus, 1958 nucleotides. Its product is annotated as gustatory receptor for bitter taste 66a. The record is from RefSeq and is a predicted model, not a curated record. Gene Ontology annotation, cellular component: membrane; neuronal cell body; dendrite. Lineage: Eukaryota; Metazoa; Arthropoda; Insecta; Blattodea; Kalotermitidae. Bases 92 to 1390 code for a protein of 432 amino acids. Gene Ontology annotation, biological process: sensory perception of taste. The transcript has 2 exons.
UCUGUUGCUGAGAGGAACAGCUAGUUGGUUAACAAACUUGGUGUAGUGUACGGCAUUACGUGCAUUUGGUACAGGGAACCGAAGUUUCGUAAUGUCGGGGAACAGCGUCUGCACCGCGCUCAAUCCUUUAUACCUGGUCUCCAAGCUACUGGGGCUCGCGCCGUACCCUCUGGGCAAGACAGGAACUGCCAUUCGGGACGUCAGCAAAGCAAAUCGCUUUGGGGUUUCCACUUUACAUAACUAUGUGAUGAUUCUUUUCAUGUUGGGAUGGUUCUUUUUCCACAUUACCUGGGAUGCGAUUUACGUGUACCCGAAACUCUCCAGUAAAAGUCUUAUCCCUGUUGUAAUUCGAACUUGUACCUUCACAAGCACAUGUCUCUCAACCUUGAUCCUCUCUCAUCGUGGAACUCUUAGCGAGUUUUGCUCGAAAAUCUCAUUAGUGGAUGAUAUAUUACUGGGAAGAAAGGCAUCAUCAUCUUACAUAAAAAUAAGAGUAAUGAUUAUCAUUCAGAUCUUGUUAGUGUUUGUUUAUUCGUGCAUUAUGACUCUUUUUGAUACGAAUGGACUAAACAUUAAUUUGAUAUCUGUCGUCAAGUACUGUGGUUGGGCUGUUGGAAGAACCAUAAGCAUGUUCAUGAUUGUACACUUCUUGGUUUUUGUUUGGAUUUUGAAAAACAGAUUUUGUAAACUAAACGCACAGCUUUCAUCUUUGGUUGAUCGUCGGUUUGAAGAGCAGCAUUUGGUACCUUUAUUUUCAACGUUGAAUUCUAUGAAUAAGGCGGAUCUUGCAGGUGAAUUUAACUUCAUAAGUGGACCUGAGAUCGUCGGCAGGAAGGGUCCUUUGUUAUUCUCCCUCAGCAAGGUCAGAAGCCAUGUCCUUCAGUACAACAGCGACAAAAUUCGUGCUCUGCGCCUAGCACAUGGCGUAUUAUGUGAGAGUGUACAGAGAAUAAAUUCGGAUUAUGGAUUUCAGAUUCUUUCUGAAGUAUCUUAUGCUUUUAUAUCUUUCGUUAUGUUCAGUUAUGUUGCAGUGGAAGCUAAAAAUGAUCCCACUCUGGGUGACUGUGGGAAUGGAUCGUCUUCGUGCGUCCGAGUUCUAAAAGAUCUCUUCAUUUCCUGCCUCUGCAUAAUCAAAGUUUUGACUAUUGCUGCGUCAUGUCAUGCCGUAAGUUCUGAAAUUUCUGCAACGUUAAAAAUUGUUCAGAAGUUGUUGUCACCAAGGCAUAUUAGUGCUGAUUCGCUUGCAGAACUUCAGCUGUUUUCUCAGCAACUGUGGAACACUGAUCCAAGGUUUACAGCUCUCGGAUUCUUUGAACUCAACUUAAAUCUUUUGUGCAGCGUGUUGGGAACCGCGACUACAUACAUUGUUGUCCUUCUUCAGUUGAAAUAGAUACGGAUAGAGAAACGCAAAUAAUUCGACGUAAUGCCAGUAAAAUUGUUGUGCUGUAACAUCUGUCGAAGCUCUUGCAUCUUUGACGUCUCUAAAUGUAUGAAGUGUUGAAAUUAACAGCAGAAAGUUCAGAUUUCUGCACAAGAUGUAAAUCACAUUGUGAGUGAUGUUUCUGCUAUACGUACACACACACAAACACACCCUAGUUACAAGACGGCCUUUAUCAUGUACGAGUAUAUAGAACAGCGAUUGCAUUGUAUUCUUGAGGCAGCUGUGGAUGAGUUUGCAUCUCUACGACAAAUAAGUUUACAGCUGAGGUGUUACGUAGUAAUAGCGAUGAAGAUGUUAAUGAGAAUUAUUAUUAUAAUAUUUAUUAUUAUUUUAAAAGGUAACAACAUCGCACCAGCCAAGCAGAAAACGUCAUACUGAAAUUUUCAUCAUCAAUACAAACAUAUUUUGCAUAUAUGCUGAAAAGAAAUGAAUGUCUUGUAAUAAGUGUAGGCAAGAACGGAUAUUGAAUAAGAAGUCUGUAAAAUGCGAGUCUAUUUAAUGUAAAAAUAAUGGGUAA